AAUAGCUCUUAGUGAAGUUCAAUCCAAUACAGGGUUACCUUUCGUACCUCUACUCGGUCGCCUAUGGUAGUCAUACCACCAGAGGAGACCUUGUUCUAACAGGUUAUGAGCCCGGUUGCCUAACCCAACGUUAUUGUUUUCAAACACCUACCCGAGUCACGAAGGACUCAGAUUCAAGAAGGAAUCAAAACAUCCACCCAAGUCACGAAGGACUUAGAUUCAAGAAGGAAUCAGAAAAGAAAAGAAGUCGUGUACAACGCGGUUAACACGCAAUCACACUUAAAUACACCGUCUCUACACCCGAGAACCGAUAACGACUGCACCGCCCGCAGAAUAUCACCCGGAUCGCCCGCAUCGCCCGCAUCGCCUGUAUCGCCCGCAUCGCCCGCAUCACCUACACUCUUAGCAUCAUACCACGUACCUUGCUCGCAUAAUAGUCUCACCAACUCAAAACACACAAGAUGGCUGUAGAGAAGGAAGAAUGGAAGAUUCCCCAACUUACAGCUGAAAACCACGAUACUUGGUUCCGCCGAAACAAGGUCAAGCUUAAGGGGAAGAAAGUCUUCUAUGUCUGCGAGAAAAACCUGGUACAGCACUGCCAAAUAGCAAUAGCCGGUGAACUAACGGAGGCUAUGGAAGAGUUGGAAAUUGCUGAAGCAGACAAGCAUACUAAGAUCCGCGUCAACAUUGAAAAAAGAGACAAGUACCUAGAAGAUGAAGCCACUGCAAUCGAUCUCUUGUUUCGGUCGCUUACUGAAGAUGACCAAGCCCUUAUUGACGAAUACGACACUGCCUUCCAGUUCUGGGCCUACCUACAAAAGAAGUACACCCAAACUGACGCCACAACCGCCAACAUUUACAUGACCAGAAUUCAAACGUUCACAUUCAAUCCUGGGAACACAAUUGUUGGAUCAUGGGAAAAGCUAAAGGAAUACCGACGCAAACUCGUAGCAGCAGACGCUGACACCAACGGAGCUUACAAGGACUCUGCACUACUACUCGUUCUUAUUAGAUCACUCCCGAAAGAAUUUAAGACUACGAUUGACACCUUAAACGCCCAACUUAACCUUACGGUUGAACAGAAACUUAAGUUUCUGGAAGAGAAGGAGGUUCGAGACCAGCAAGACGCCGACGAAAAAGCUCUCCCAGCAUUCCGGAAGACGGAGAAGUAUGUUCCGCCUUACAAGCGCCGAAAUCACAAGAGCUCACCACUAUCGUCUGACUCCGAAUCUGGUACUAAGUUUAUGGUCCAAUGCUUCCUUUGUGACGGAGCCCAUGGCGUACGAGACUGUCCAAGACCCGCCUAUUAA
Pyrenophora tritici-repentis Pt-1C-BFP is the source of this 1310-nucleotide messenger RNA. The record is from RefSeq and is a predicted model, not a curated record. Lineage: Eukaryota; Fungi; Ascomycota; Dothideomycetes; Pleosporales; Pleosporaceae.